UCUACCAGAACUACUACGUGAUUUUACGAGUAAAACAAUAUCUUGGAUAAUGACUGAAUAAUGCAUUGUUCUGGCCUUGUCGGUACUCGGUAGGAAGUUUUACUUCCUUCAGAUUUUCAACAGCCGAAUCAGUGGGCGCCCGCACGCUACCAAGUUAACGUUUUUUUCAUUUGUUGUAUUUUGUAUAGUUAUUGGAAAAUAAUUAACAAUGGCUGACGAUAAAUUGGACAAACGGAGUGAGGGUUGUGAAAGUGAAAGUGACACCCCCACCGUGAAUGUGGAAGAAAUUGUGGUGGGGCGGAAUGAAUUAAGUGCCAUCGUCAAAGGUCUGGACGCCAACCGCUAUGCAACGAAGAAGACAGUGGCGCAGGGCAUGCUGGACAUCGCCCUGCUGACCUCCAACGCGUCCCAGCUGAAGUACGUGCUCCAGGUCGGGCCCAAGCACGAGUUCUACACGCUCCUGGUGGUGCUCAUAUCCAUCUCUAUAGUGUUGCAGCUUCUGGUGGGGCUGCUUUUUGUCGUCAUUGGCGGCAUGGACCUGAAUGACCUCGAUGAGCAGCCCUCGGCUGUGAUCCUCAAUGACGUCAUCGUCAUAUUCAUUUUCGCGAGCGCGGGUGUCUUGGCGAUCGUGAUGACGUUUUUGGACGUGGACAGGAGUGAGACUGAAAAGAAGAUAUCUCUCUGGCUCUACCACACCUCGGUCGGUCUCAUGACCUGCGUGGUCUUUUGUGACGUCAUCAAAAUGACGUUCGGUCUUGACCCCGCGCUCUCUGAAAAAGAUUUGUUGAACAACAUCACGUCUAAUUUUUAUGAUUGGUUCGUCAAGUCGAACAAGCCAAAUUAGGCGUAGAGUUUUCAUUUCAAAUCAUAAGUUUAGUGCCAUUUAAUUUAUAAUAAAUAAAUACCUACCUAAAUGUUACGGUAGAAUUUGAUAGCCUAAUUAACUUAAGUUAACUUAACUUCAUUUGAAUUAAUGUAACGUACCUACAGUUCACUAGGAUUUAUGAAUUAAGUAUAAGUAGGUAUAAUAAAUUAUAAUAAGGUUUCAACACAUCAAUCAUUAUUAAUCACCUAAAUCAGAUUUUAUUUAACUUAAUUUCAAUUAUUUUGUGUUUCCUUGAUUAUUUUUUCUUGUUUUUGUUUUUUUUUUUAAUUUAUGAUUGAUUUUCCGUUUGUUUUUGUUUUUUUAUUUACUUUUAUUUUUGUUUCACUGUAGGUUGUCUCCGCGAUAGUCGCUCUGGUGCUGAGCAGCAUCUUUAACAUUAACCAUCAGCCUGACCAUCGCAAAGCAGAGAUCCUGAACAACACGAGUCUGGCCUUCAAAGUGAUGAGCAUCAC
Molecule: messenger RNA, 1338 nt
Organism: Ostrinia furnacalis (Asian corn borer)
Lineage: Eukaryota; Metazoa; Arthropoda; Insecta; Lepidoptera; Crambidae
Product: ninjurin-2
Exons: 4
Coding region: 209-844 (211 amino acids)
Biological process (GO): tissue regeneration; cell adhesion
Cellular component (GO): membrane
Source: RefSeq, a predicted model, not a curated record